Physella acuta is the source of this 1257-nucleotide messenger RNA. RefSeq lists its product as uncharacterized. The record is from RefSeq and is a predicted model, not a curated record. Lineage: Eukaryota; Metazoa; Mollusca; Gastropoda; Physidae.
CAGACAUAGGUGUUGAUGGGAUCCAGUGUGAAUGUCUAGACUCUCUCUAGUCAAUGAUGGAAGAUUGUGAUGGUUUUAGGCCUCUGGUAGCACACUUGUAAGGCACCGCAGUGAUAAGUGCUGACACCUCUAGGCUAAGGAGUGAUGACAUUCGUUUUGUGUCACACACUCUGAAGAAUGUCAUUCCACGGCCACAUAAGAGUAGAGCUGAUGCCGGGUCUAUCCAAGUCGGCCGUCCUUCACUCCCGUACGUCCACCAUGGAUAACGUCACCCCCCUGCCCAAACACGACUGCGUUUUCGGCUAUAAGAAUUACCGAAACUCCCGAGUUUUGGGACACACGAAGACGUCGGACACACAGAAGACGCGCUACGACGCCAAACGUCACGAGAGCCCGCUUCAGAACAACACGACCAACUUCAUCGAAGUGAGGGGGGUGUCGGCUAGACAACUCCCCAACACCUUCAACCAGGAGCUGACAUUGGAUCAGAAGGGAUACCUCAGCAACGGUCCCAUCCCGGAUGUGGUCGGCAUCCGGUAUUUCGUCAAGCAAAACAAGAUCUGCGCGUGGACGUCCCGGCCGAAAGGAAACUCAUCCGGUUAUUCCAUUCGUGGAAUUCUCAAAUCCAGAAGCGGUUCCUUGUGUCCUUCAAGCAGUCUACACGACAGCGUGAAGUCAAGCAUAUCGGCCUCGCUGCAGUCAUCUCAAGUCAUGCAGUUGAUGGAAAACGGGCGGGAAAUUUGUGACCCGGACGUGACGUUGAAGGAUAAAAAUAACUUCCGUCUUCAGAGCCCCGGUAUCGUUAGUUCGACUCCAGUUCCGGUAUCGAACGUGUCCAAGUCGAUUCAACAAAACAAACUGCGUGUUUCCGGUUUGGGGGAGGAAUCGGAAUCGUUUAAAAGGUACCGGUGUUUGCACGCCACGCCUAGGCAUAACGGCUCCGGGGAUACUAAAUUGGAAACGGAGAUUCCCGAAACUAAAAUGAAACCAAUUUCUUCGCCGGAUUCCGCCUUACCGAAGUUGAUGAAAAACAACAAAAACGGCGAUGUUUCUUUUCAUCAAAUUAUCAACGGACGGUGCGAAAAGGAGAAGGUUCCAAAGCUCAAACAGAGAAGUUCCAAGCAGGUGGGACAGUCCUUAGCAGACGCUCGCCGUAGAUUCGAGAACAGACAAAAAAAUUGCCAAGAGAAACCGGUCGAGCAGGGAGUCGUAGUGACGUCAUCGUCGUCUGAGACGGUCAUGGAUCGUGACCAGUGA